AUGAAUGCUUCCCGCCUUGAGAUGAUAUACCAAGCCAAUGUUGUGCUUUACAUCGACCGAGAAACUACACUUAGGAUUUUUCGCCUUGUCAACAAACGGGCACAUGAAGCGAUUCGUUGUUUAAAAGUGAAUCCACGUUCGAUCUAUUUGGGAUACAACUUCCUUUUCAAUUUCUUUCCACACCUCAACACACUCACUGGUAACUUGAACACAAUGGUACACUCUUUGACACAAAAGCAGAUGGAUCAAAUCACUUGGUUUGACUGUUCCAAUGCAGAGAUAUUACCAGAGGCUUUUGACGGUACUAUUUUGAAUAAAAUCAUCACAAUUUCAAUACAAAAAGGGAGCUUUAGUUAUGUUCAAAAACACUGCCCAAAGGUUAGAAAAAUAGUAAUAACACUCGACGACGAUUUUUCAUUUGAAAAUUUAAGAUUCAGAUUUUUGCAGAAACUUGUGAUAAAAAAGUCUGUAAAUGACAAACUAAAAAUUAAACUUUCUGAUUUUAUAGUGACAAAUCCAGAUGCAUCUAUUGGGAUACUUAACAUAGAGAGUGACGAAGUUGACAUCGACACAAAUGUAAAUGACAAAUAUCACAGAAUAUGCAUUGAAAAUGUCACAAAAGACGUAGUAAAAAAAAUUGUAACAAGUAACACUCAAAAACGUGAAGAUGAACAGUUUCCAUACUUUAUUAAGCCAACACUAAAUGUGAAAAAUUUCAAUGAGAAAUUUCUUGAUUUUGACCAACUUAAAAAGUUGAAAUAUAUAUUACGAUUAUAG
Molecule: messenger RNA, 777 nt
Organism: Entamoeba invadens IP1
Lineage: Eukaryota; Evosea; Mastigamoebida; Endamoebidae
Exons: 1
Coding region: 1-777 (258 amino acids)
Source: RefSeq, a predicted model, not a curated record